Molecule: messenger RNA, 2930 nt
Organism: Pseudophryne corroboree (corroboree frog)
Lineage: Eukaryota; Metazoa; Chordata; Amphibia; Anura; Myobatrachidae
Gene: HSP90AB1
Product: heat shock protein 90 alpha family class B member 1
Exons: 12
Coding region: 108-2288 (726 amino acids)
Biological process (GO): protein folding; cellular response to heat; protein stabilization
Cellular component (GO): protein-containing complex; cytosol; perinuclear region of cytoplasm
Molecular function (GO): ATP binding; ATP hydrolysis activity; disordered domain specific binding
Source: RefSeq, a predicted model, not a curated record
AUCUCGCUGCACGCUCCGCCCCGCUGUAUAUAAGGCGCCGGCUAAGAGCACCUCUCCUCUUCUUUCAGCCGCCGGAGAGUCAGCGAGUUGCAGGAUCCAGUCACAAGAUGCCUGAAGAAGUUCAUCAUGGCGAGGAGGAUGUGGAGACCUUUGCUUUCCAGGCUGAGAUUGCUCAGCUUAUGUCUCUGAUUAUCAACACCUUUUACUCCAACAAGGAAAUCUUCCUGCGUGAGCUGAUCUCCAAUGCCUCAGAUGCCCUGGACAAGAUCCGAUAUGAGAGCCUCACUGACCCAUCAAAGCUGGACAGUGGCAAGGAACUUAAAAUUGACAUCAUCCCCAACCGCCAUGAGCGUACCCUGACCUUGGUGGACACUGGCAUUGGCAUGACAAAGGCUGACCUCAUCAACAACCUUGGUACUAUUGCCAAGUCUGGUACAAAGGCUUUCAUGGAGGCCCUGCAGGCUGGAGCAGAUAUCUCCAUGAUUGGCCAGUUUGGUGUUGGUUUCUACUCUGCUUACCUGGUGGCAGAGAGGGUUGUGGUGAUCACCAAACACAAUGAUGAUGAGCAGUACGCAUGGGAGUCUUCAGCUGGGGGUUCCUUCACAGUAAAGAUAGACCAUGGUGAACCUAUUGGCCGUGGCACCCGGGUCAUUCUGCACAUGAAAGAAGAUCAGGCAGAAUACCUGGAGGAGAAGAGAGUAAAGGAAGUUGUGAAGAAACACUCCCAGUUCAUCGGAUACCCAAUUACCCUCUAUCUGGAAAAGGAACGAGAGAAGGAGAUCAGUGACGAUGAGGCAGAGGAAGAAGAGAAGGAGGAAGAGAAGAAAGAUGAAGAAGGCGAAGAAGAAAAGCCCAAGAUAGAGGAUGUGGGUUCUGAUGAGGAAGAAGAGGGGAAAGACAAAGACAAAAAGAAAAAGACAAAGAAGAUUAAGGAGAAGUACAUUGACCAGGAGGAGCUAAACAAGACCAAACCCAUCUGGACUCGUAACCCCGAUGAUAUUAGCCAGGAUGAGUAUGGAGAGUUCUACAAGAGCUUGACCAAUGACUGGGAGGACCAUCUUGCUGUCAAGCACUUUUCCGUAGAAGGUCAGCUGGAGUUCCGGGCCUUGCUCUUCAUUCCUCGUCGGGCUCCUUUUGACCUGUUUGAGAACAAAAAGAAAAAGAACAACAUUAAGCUGUAUGUGCGCAGGGUGUUUAUCAUGGACAGCUGUGAUGAGCUCAUUCCAGAAUACCUCAACUUCAUCCGUGGUGUGGUGGAUUCCGAGGACCUUCCUCUGAAUAUCUCCAGAGAAAUGCUGCAACAAAGCAAGAUCCUGAAGGUUAUCCGUAAAAACAUAGUGAAGAAGUGUCUGGAGCUCUUCACCGAACUGUCAGAGGAUAAGGAGAACUACAAGAAAUUCUAUGAAGCUUUCUCAAAGAACUUAAAGCUUGGAAUCCAUGAGGACUCCACCAACAGAAAGAGGCUGUCCGAGCUCUUGAGGUACCACACAUCUCAGACUGGCGAUGAAAUGUCUUCUCUCACAGAAUACGUGUCUCGUAUGAAGGAGAAUCAGAAAAGCAUCUACUACAUUACUGGUGAGAGCAAGGAACAAGUGGCCAAUUCUGCCUUUGUGGAGCGUGUGCGGAAGCGUGGCUUUGAGGUGGUCUACAUGACAGAGCCCAUCGAUGAGUACUGUGUACAGCAGCUGAAGGAGUUUGAUGGCAAGACUCUGGUGUCUGUCACCAAGGAGGGGCUGGAGCUUCCUGAGGAUGACGAUGAGAAGAAAAAGAUGGAGGAGAACAAAUCCAAGUUUGAGAGCCUCUGCAAACUGAUGAAGGAGAUCUUGGACAAGAAGGUGGAAAAGGUGACUGUAUCAAACCGCCUGGUGUCCUCUCCCUGCUGUAUUGUCACUAGCACCUAUGGGUGGACAGCCAACAUGGAGCGUAUAAUGAAGGCACAGGCUCUGAGGGACAACUCCACAAUGGGCUACAUGAUGGCCAAGAAGCAUCUUGAAAUCAACCCUGAGCAUCCAAUUGUGGAGACUCUACGACAGAAGGCUGAAUCUGACAAGAAUGACAAGGCUGUAAAAGACCUUGUGGUCCUUCUGUUUGAGACCGCGCUCCUGUCUUCUGGCUUUUCCCUGGAUGACCCCCAGACGCACUCCAACAGGAUCUACAGAAUGAUCAAGCUUGGUCUGGGUAUUGAUGAAGAUGAGGCUACAGUGGAAGAAGCAUCUCCAUCUGUCCAUGAUGAGAUUCCCCCUCUGGAGGGCGAUGAGGAUGCGUCCCACAUGGAAGAGGUGGAUUAAUCUCCGGUUGCAGCAGCUGGUUUCCAGUGAGCUUUCUGCUCAGACUCUGGACUGUAAAUUAUACUUAUUAUUGGGAGACUCUCUCUCUCUCCCUUCCCAAAAGUAAUGGGGCAAGGAGGGAAGGCUUCAAGACAUGGCUGCUGAGAAUAUUGCCUCUAGUUAAUUUGCACUGUGGUACACCCAUUUUGUGGGGGCUGUAAUUUAUCGUUCGCUUGUCUUGUUAGAUGCUCCCAGCUCACCGUAUAGGACUUUACAUCAGAUAUCUUGUAACCUAGAGUGGGUGCUCCAUAUUACUGUAGUAAAAAUCUGUACCCUUAAUACCUGAUCUGGCCUCUAGAUGGCAGUUGGGUCUAUUUCAUAAGCUGCUGGAACAUUAUUCCCUAUCGGGCAUUGUAAGGUUCUCGAACAUGGACAGUACAGUGCACGUUUAACUAUGGCCCAAUCCCUUCCUUCUGGCUUGGUUCCCAUACCCUGGUGAGUGUAUCCCAGAGUUUGGACUGGUCCCUUGCCCCUGCAGUGCCCUCAGGAAGUCUUGAAUGCUCACAAACCCCUUGCAGUCUCCUCAGUUAUUGUGUUUGUCCACAAUUAUUUUUUUUGUUGUAAACCUGAAAAUGUUAUGCAGAAUAAAAGUUUUUACAGUGA